This is a messenger RNA of Debaryomyces fabryi, 1923 nucleotides long. It is a transcript of the gene KNS1, whose product is annotated as serine/threonine protein kinase. The coding region runs from base 1 to 1923 and encodes 640 amino acids. NCBI's taxonomy places the organism in Eukaryota, Fungi, Ascomycota, Pichiomycetes, Serinales, Debaryomycetaceae. The record is from RefSeq and is a predicted model, not a curated record. Gene Ontology annotation, biological process: protein phosphorylation. Gene Ontology annotation, molecular function: ATP binding; protein kinase activity. The transcript has a single exon. Gene Ontology annotation, cellular component: nucleus.
AUGUCGUUGAUUUCUAAUAGAAAAAGACCAAGAGGGUUCAGUGAAGCAUUUGAUACGACAUCAGGCAAUACGACUACAAAUAAAGCAAAGCCAUCCAACGGCUAUUUCGAUACUAAUUCGUCGUCGUCGGGGUCAACAUAUAACGACAUAUCACCCAGCUCGAGUAAUAAUCUUAAUUUGAAUAUGAAUAUCAACUUGAAUGAGUCAGAUACAACUAUAAAUACGAAUGAUUCAAAUACUAAAAAGGUUAAUUUUGGAAUGGAUAGUUACAACAAGGAUCAUGCGGUGAUAGAAGAUUUGGAAUCGGAAUGUGACGAAGAUGAUGAUGUCAUUAUUCUAGAGGAAAGACAAAUCAAUCGCACCAAGUCGAAGAGGAACAAUUCUGAUUCGGUGUUGACAUAUACGGAUGCAUUUGCGGCAUAUAAUAUGUUCAAUGUGAACAAUGUUGAGGAUUUUGAGAUUCAUCAAGAUAGCUUUCCGAUGUCGAAUACAACUAAGAAGCAAAGAACCAAUUCGUUGCCUCAAUUACCGCAAGUGAAAUGUUUCUAUAACAAGCCAAUAAACUAUGUUCUACAGUAUCCUAAAUUAGGAAAUAUCAGAACGGAUAUCAUUCCUCACCAAAUGAACUUACCUCCUUGCGAUGAUAAAGAUGGUCAUUAUAUUAUCAAGAUUAAUGAUCUCUUUGCCAAUAGAUUUGUAAUACUAAAAUUAUUGGGUCAAGGUACCUUUGGAAAAGUCGUUGAAUGUUACGAUAAGGUUAACCGCGAAACGGUUGCCAUCAAAAUAAUAAGAAACAUACCCAAGUACAGAGAUGCAGCUAAGAUUGAAUUGAGAAUUUUGUCUACGUUGAAAAAAUUUGACAACCAAAAUGACAAUCACUGUAUUCACCUUCGUGAAUGUUUUGAUUUUAGGGGACAUAUUUGCAUUGUAACGGAUUUGUUGCAAAUUUCGUUGUACGAUUUCUUGGAAAAGAAUAGAUAUAUUGCAUUUCCUGGAUCACAUAUUCAAGCCAUUUCAAAGCAGCUUAUCAGGUCUGUCACCUUUUUGCAUGACUUGAGCUUAAUUCACACUGAUUUGAAACCGGAGAAUAUAUUAUUACAUGAUGAUUCAUUUAAUAAAAAGUUGUUGCGGAGUAACACUAUUAUCUCAAGUUACAUAAGUUUAACAAAAUUGAAUGAAACAUCGAGUAAGAAAGUUCCCAAGUAUUCAAAGAUUUUGAAAAACCCGUUAAUACAAAUAAUUGAUUUUGGGAGUGCUAUAUUUGAUGAUGAGUAUCAUUCUUCUAUUGUAUCAACGAGGCAUUAUAGAGCCCCAGAAAUUGUGUUAGGUGUUGGAUGGUCGUUUCCCUGUGAUAUGUGGUCUGUGGGAUGUAUUUUAGUUGAAUUAGUAAUAGGUGAGCCUUUGUUCAAGACACACGAUAAUCUAGAACAUUUGGCAAUGAUUGAAAAAGUGUGUGGCCAUAAAAUAGAUAAAUCUAUGGUAUUGUUGUCAAAAGCCAAAGAAAAUGAGUGUGGAUUACAGUAUUUUACGGACGAGUAUAACGGAUUCAGCGACGAAGAAAGCGAACAAGACGACGAUGUAAUAAUAGAUGAUGAAUUGACUAGGGGAAAUAGUUUAUCGUUAAUAUUUCCUACAGAAUCAACUCCACAAAAAUUUAUUAAUAGCGUCAAUUUGUUAGCAAGGAUCGACUUAUUUAUCAGUUCGAGGAUUGGUCUCAAUAUUAACCUUGACUAUUCAUUAUCGAAGAAUUUCGAUAAGAACAAGCAUUUGAUUAAUUUUGGAAAUUUCACUUUUUGGUGGUUUUUCAUCGAUUUGCUUAAGAAUCUUUUGGUUAUUAACCCCGACGAGAGACUAACGGCGUUGGAGGCAUUAGAUCAUCCAUGGUUCAACCUCGGCAUCGAAGAUGAAGGGACCGUCGGUUGA